GGCUCGUGCACGUCAGCAGCAAACCGACAGUCACACACACAAGGCGAGCCAACAUGGAGCCCAACGCGACUAUUCUGCGCGUCAAGAGAAAGCGGGGCACCGACCCCGCGGAUGCCUUGCUGCUGGCCUGCAAGCGUAUCCGACCGGCGGAAACGUCUCAGGUCCCCAGCGAGGCGGCACCGGAGCCCGGCGAGGCGGAGGUGGAGAAGUCGGUGUUCAAACUCGUGGCCACGGUGGCGACACAGGAUGCUCCGGUCCAGACGCAGGUCCGGCAGGCGCUGUCCCGUCCCCGCAUGGCCCACGCCCUGCGCCCCUCCGCCAACAGUUCCCAGCGUAUAUUCGGCGACCUGCGGAGCGCCAAGUGCGGCCUUCGCCGGGAGGAACGCUACAGAAUACUCUCCAGCCACCGUGCCGGUUUGUCGCUCCCGGCGCAGCCCCGUAGCCACCAGACUGGCGACGGUGUGGACGGCGGCGGCGAGAAACGGGACAAGUGUUUAGGUGUGGGGGAAAUCCAGGUGGUUGAUCUGGUACAUGAGGAUCUACCGGAUCAGGACAAAGCUCUCGGCAAGACGCAGUCCCAAGACCCUGACGUGAUUCUCUGCAACAACACAAAGAUGCUGCGAGAGCGUCUCAGCAUCUCCGCCGACACGGCGGCGGCGGUGGCAGAAGAACGCCCAGACCAGGAGGAAGACUACGUGUACGACCUUUACUACCAGGAAAUGGUCACGCCCGGGUGGAUCCAGGACAUCCUGUCCGUCAGCGCCUACGCCGACGAGGGAGAACUGGUGCCCGACCUGGUGACUCAAGAGGAGGAGGUGUAUGAAGAUGAGGAUGAUGGGAAUGAGGAAGGCAACUGGAGGAACGACUACCCCGACGAGGAGAGCGAUGAUGACAGCGACGACGACAGCGACAGAGAGGAACGCUUCGGCGGUUCCUGGGAGGAGGAGCACUCGUACAGCCGCAGGAGCUGGCAGCGCUACCAGAGGGAGGUGCUGCACGAGCUGGGUUGCCACGACGAUAAUGAGGACGACGACGACGCGGACGGGAGCAAAUACGAUUCCAAUUGAUUCCCCGCGUGACCGUCGCCUUCUUGUGACCUGUGUGCAGGCGAGCCGUGAGGACCUUCUCUCGCUUCUGGUGGCACGUCUCUCUCACACACACACACACACACACACUAUGUGCCAUGAUGCAAUCAUUCACGUUCCUGCAGUCAAGCUAACAAGCAUUCCCCCCCACAAAGCGAAAGUGAGAAGGUCUUCAGGCUGCAGACAGGCCACACAGAAUGGACGCCAUUUCUAUUUUUUUAAACAAGCGGUGUGUGUGUGUGUGUGUGUGUGUGUGUGUGUGUGUGUGUGUGUGUGUGUGUGUGUGUGUGUGUGUGUGUGUGUGUGUGUGUGUGUGUGUGUGUGUGUGUGUGUGUGUGUGUUAGACGUGUUGCAGAUAGCGUGAUAGGCCUUGUAUGCUUUUUGUAUUCCUUUGCGUGAGUUGUUAGAAUGUUUUGUGGUCUUUGAGUCACGUGACUGUGUGUGAUUGUCGUGGGGGCCGCCAGUUUUGGGUUGACAACGUUUUCUUUGAAGUUCUUUAUGAUAUAUGUUGGCUAUUUUUUGUAAAUAUGUAGAUGUGUAUAAAAACUGAAAUAAAUGUAAAAGAAGC
Messenger RNA from Doryrhamphus excisus (bluestripe pipefish), 1653 nucleotides. RefSeq names its product solute carrier family 7 member 6 opposite strand (gene slc7a6os). Gene Ontology annotation, biological process: developmental process. The record is from RefSeq and is a predicted model, not a curated record. NCBI's taxonomy places the organism in Eukaryota, Metazoa, Chordata, Actinopteri, Syngnathiformes, Syngnathidae.